AUGGGUGCAAGAAAUAUUUCGAGAUUCAAGCAAUCACAAUAUCAAAAUCGAUCAUGCAAACAGCACUGCACGACAAAAUGCAACACCGAGCAAAAGUUCCAGCAGCAGCUUAUCACAUUAUCAUCGCCAAAGAACUCUCGACGUAUCAUCGAGAAUAGAAACGUCACAAACAGCAACAGUGAAAGUUGGAGCAAGAUUAAGCCAAAUAAAACUGGCUUAGAACGUUUCCUUCUGGAACGAGAAUUUUCGGAAAGUAAUACUACACGGGCAUUAUGUGGCUCAUCAUGGGCUUGUUCUACUUCUGAUAAUCUAUCAACAAGUACUUCUUGCCUGAUCGAUGAUCAACAAUAA
Brugia malayi is the source of this 351-nucleotide messenger RNA. RefSeq lists its product as uncharacterized. Bases 1 to 351 code for a protein of 116 amino acids. NCBI's taxonomy places the organism in Eukaryota, Metazoa, Nematoda, Chromadorea, Rhabditida, Onchocercidae. The record is from RefSeq and is a predicted model, not a curated record. The transcript is spliced from 3 exons.